GAUAUAAACUGAAGCUUUUGAAAAUGCAUAUUAACACAUGGAAUUUUGAACUCUGAAAAGAAUCUGUUUUUUGGUUUUUGUCCUCCAGUGAAUUACGACAUGUCUACAGCGAAAGAGAUGCUGCUGCUGGCAAACUCCACAGAGGAGCAGAAGAAGUGGGUCAGUCGGCUGCUCAAGAGGGUUCCGCGUAAACCCUCUAUCGCCCACUCGUCCAGCAUAGCCAUAUCCGAUGUGCCCUCAGAGGCAACACCCACUGCCCUUUCCCCUCAGCGUCGCCUCGCUCAGUCUUCACCCAGACUUUCACACGAAGCAGCCAUCAAAGUGCACUCUACACGACAGCAGCCCUCCAGCAAGAACAGCUAACCUUGGUGAAGGCCGGAUAGGUGAUCAUCCAUCUGGGGUCUAUGAAAGCGGAAAAUGUCAUAGUGUUCGUUUGGGCAAAUGGCAGGACAUCCAAGUGCCAAACACCACAAUAUAAAUGACUGGGGAAGGGGACGGUACAGUAUAUGAUAUUUAAAUACAGCACAAGCCAUAAAUCACCUAAAGUAUCUAGUUUUAAUUUUAAGAGUAGAGUGUUUGUGUCUUCCUAUACUAUACAGUUUGUCAAAAAGUGUCUUCUAAGCCAGAGGUUAGAGGUCAGAGGUUAUUUUCGGACUCCUUAUAGGGUUGUUAGUAAGUGUGACUGGAUGUUUAAGUGUGUUUCCAAGAGCAAAUGAAUGAUAAUUACGUGAUCAUCAGAAUUUAUAUACUCAAGUAUUAUAUCUAUUUUUGUUCAGAAAAACAAAUAUUUAGUGGCACAGAUUAUAUUUUUGUCAUCUGUUAUUUUGAAGAACACCUUCAAUAAGCAUUACGUCUGCUCUAUGCAUUAUUGAAGACUGAUAUCAUGAUGCAAAUAUGCACAUUUUAUUUAAUGCUGUGACAAAUUUGUAUGCAUAGUGCAGACUGAUGGAACAUGGUGUUGGAGGAAAAAUGGGUGGGAGAAAAACUGAAUGAUAGGAUAUUAUGUAUAAUUGCUGACUGAUGGAUGCGCUCCGUAUGAAAAACUGAUCCCAGCUCAGCUUCUGUAUACGCCAUUUAAAGAGGAGCUAAACUGCCGGACGUUUUGGGAUUUUGGUGUGUGUUUAAACAGACAAACACACUUAAUAUGUAAACAUGUUUAUUCUGCGUGUUUUAUUGUCAACACGACUAAUUUUCUCUUAAAUGAGCACAAACAGUUACUAAAGUAAUGGAAUGCUUUCAUUAUAGAUUUGUGCAUUCUUACAGU
Messenger RNA from Danio rerio (zebrafish), 1264 nucleotides. The record is from RefSeq and is a predicted model, not a curated record. NCBI's taxonomy places the organism in Eukaryota, Metazoa, Chordata, Actinopteri, Cypriniformes, Danionidae.